CAUCUCUCCUUUAUCGGAUCUCUAAACUGAUGAUCUCCGCCACUCUUUCCUUUAUUUAAACACAUUGUUCACGUACAUUCAUUCCCCUCAGAAAACUGCCUUCUCUUCUCUACGUGAAUGCAGUUCAAUAUGAGUACUGCAUCGUGCUUGCUAACAGUCAUAUUUCUUCUUCUGAGCGUUGUUGGUUUCUGUCAUGGUGGUGUUACCAGUAGUUAUGUUAGGAAAGCUGAGGGAUCUUCUGACUUGCCGAAAGAAGCUUUUCCUCCUCCUCCAGGAUUCAAUGCACCAGAGCAGGUUCAUAUAACUCAAGGAGAUCGGGGAGGACGGGGUGUGAUUAUUUCAUGGGUUACACCAUUAAUGCGGCAUCCGAAUUUUGUGACCUAUUGGGCUGCAGAGGGCAAGCUCAAGAAUUAUAAGCUUACUUCUCCGGCCAAAAUCACCUCGUACAGAUACUUUAAUUAUACUUCUGGUUACAUUCAUCAUGCCACCAUUAAAAGAUUAGAGUAUGACACUAAAUACUUUUAUGAGAUUGGGAUUGGCGUGUGUGCCCGUCUGUUCCAUUUCAGAACUCCUCCCAAAGUAGGGCCAGAUGUUCCAUACACAUUUGGUAUUAUUGGUGAUUUGGGACAGACAAUUAAUUCUAAUGAGACGCUUGAGCAUUAUAUUUCCAACCCGACUGCGCAAACUAUGUUGUUUGCGGGUGAUCUUUCUUAUGCAGAUGAUCACCCAUAUCAUGACAAUGAGAGAUGGGACACAUGGGGGCGGUUUAUUGAGAAGAGUGCUGCGUAUCAGCCAUGGAUUUGGACUGCUGGCAAUCAUGAACUUGAUUUUGCCCCAGAAAUUCAAGAAUAUGCUCCUUUCAAGCCCUAUAUGAACAGAUACCACGUGCCCUACAGAUCAUCGCAAAGUACAUCCCCACUUUGGUAUUCCAUUAAGCGUGCAUCUGCACACAUCAUUGUCCUCUCUUCUUACUCAGCAUAUGGUAAAUACACUCCUCAAUACACUUGGCUCAAACAGGAGCUCACCAAAGUUAAUCGAGCUGAAACUCCAUGGCUUAUAGUUCUUCUUCACUCACCAUGGUAUAACAGCAACAACUACCAUUUUAUGGAAGGAGAAAGCAUGAGAGUGGCUUUUGAAUCCUGGUUUGUUGAAAGCAAAGUUGACAUUGUGUUUGCCGGUCAUGUUCAUGCCUAUGAGCGUUCUGAGCGAAUAUCGAAUGUGAGGUACAAUAUAACAGAUGGACUCAGCACGCCAAUAAAAGACCAAUCUGCACCAAUAUACAUAACAAUUGGUGAUGGUGGUAAUAUUGAGGGCAUUGCUAACAGUUUUACUGACCCACAACCAAGUUAUUCUGCAUUCCGGGAAGCAAGCUUUGGGCAUGCAACUCUCGCUAUAAAGAAUAGGACCCAUGCCCACUAUACUUGGCACCGUAACCAAGAUAGUAAUGCUGUUGCAGCUGAUUCUCUUUGGUUAUACAACAGGCACUAUUAUCCAGUUGAAGAGCUUGGCCAUUAAUUAGGAAGCACUAAAGUCCUAGUCCAUUUUUCAUUUUGACUGCCAAUUUGGUGUCAGCUUGGUUUUUCAUGUUUAGAUGGCUCGGUUUUAAUUAUUGUUAAGUUGAGUUUUGCUGGGUAGUAGUACCUAUUUCAAAGUUUGGUAGAAAGUGGGGUGCACUGUAGGGCAUACUUUUAAUUGCUCCUUAUCAUAAAAUUAACUGUUAGAGGUAGGAAGUAAUGGUUGAUCGAGAGUGGCAUUGCCAGAACUUUCUCCAUCUUUGUUUUCAGACACCAUGGGAAUCUCAGACUUUUCUAUGCCAACCUUUCUCUCUUUGCUCUUCCCCCACACAACAAUGUAGAGUCCGGCUACAUUAACACUGCUACAAUAA
Molecule: messenger RNA, 1885 nt
Organism: Juglans microcarpa x Juglans regia
Lineage: Eukaryota; Viridiplantae; Streptophyta; Magnoliopsida; Fagales; Juglandaceae
Product: purple acid phosphatase 5-like
Exons: 8
Coding region: 118-1515 (465 amino acids)
Molecular function (GO): metal ion binding; acid phosphatase activity
Source: RefSeq, a predicted model, not a curated record